Penaeus monodon (black tiger shrimp) is the source of this 618-nucleotide messenger RNA. Its product is annotated as transcription factor TBF1-like. Bases 1 to 618 code for a protein of 205 amino acids. The transcript has 4 exons. NCBI's taxonomy places the organism in Eukaryota, Metazoa, Arthropoda, Malacostraca, Decapoda, Penaeidae. The record is from RefSeq and is a predicted model, not a curated record.
AUGCACGUGUCUUCUUCAACUGCAGCUGCAUGGGCGUGGUUCAGUGGGUGGGCGUGCUUGGUUUAUGCAGCUACCUUCCUUAAACAGACUGGUGCGUCACACCACGAAAACAAAGAAACAGAAGACGAAAACAUAAAUCUCGCGGGAAAGAUUUAUGGCAGUAGCGACUCCUCCUCAAGAGCGCUGGUCCUCAAAUCAAGUCUAUGGCCUGAGGCCCGCGGAGAGGCUGAACGCGGAAACAAGCAGAGGCAGAAUAAGAAACAGAAGCAGAGGCAGAAUCAGAAACAGAAGAAGCAGAGGCAGGAGCAGAGGCAGGAGCAGAGGCAGGAGCAGAGGCAGGAGCAGAGGCAGAAGCAGAGGCAGGAGCAGAGGCAGGAGCAGAGGCAGGAGCAGAGGCAGGAGCAGAGGGGCAGGUGGCGGCGACGCGGGGAUUUCCCUCGAAAGGCCUCCGGGGAACGGGAUGACAGCAAGAAGAUGAUUGGGGAGAACGAGGGCAAAGGAGAAACGAACGAUAAAGGAGGAGGGCCUGCUACUUUCUCGGCCAAACCUGACGUAAGCACAAGUCUUUCGUCAGCAGCCAGCAGAGGGAGCACAUGGGCGCACAGAUGCACAGAUUAA